Molecule: messenger RNA, 372 nt
Organism: Lachnellula hyalina
Lineage: Eukaryota; Fungi; Ascomycota; Leotiomycetes; Helotiales; Lachnaceae
Gene: SPBC3B9.05
Exons: 3
Coding region: 1-372 (123 amino acids)
Biological process (GO): protein import into mitochondrial intermembrane space
Cellular component (GO): mitochondrial intermembrane space
Molecular function (GO): zinc ion binding
Source: RefSeq, a predicted model, not a curated record
AUGCCCAGCAAACACAUCCUUAACGCCCAGGUCUCCAUCAGAGCACCAUGCUGCCGAAAAUGGUUCGACUGCGCAGAAUGCCACCUAGAAUCAGAAGACCAUCCUCUCCUGCAAAGAACUGAAAUGGUAUUCGCCUGCAAAAAGUGCAAAAAGGCCUUCCGCAAAGAUGGCCUGGAAUUCGAAGAGAGCGACGAGUACUGCCCGCACUGCGACAACCACUUCGUAUUAGAAGCUGUCACAGCGAAGCCGAUCCUAGAAUUUGAAGGGGAGGAUGCCAGGGUUGACAGUCGGAUGUUGAAGGAUGAUAGGGUUAGAGGGGAGGAGCAAAGGACGAUAUUUGAUGUGAAAGAGGCGCCUAAUAAGUUGGGAUGA